AUGGCCAUGGAAACUUCUUCGAGCUUUACGGCUCGGAGACAAGCGACCCAGGCUCUGCCGCCUUUCCAUCUGCCAUCGUCCCAAGAUAUACCCACCUCUUCAAUCACCAUCAACGUGGCAGGCCCCGGCGAUGAUCACGCCGUCGGCUCCGCCAUCCUCCUCCUCCGCCACCUCAAAUACCCAACACUCUCCCAAUACCGCCAGCUCUGGUCUAACAUCGCCUUCAGGAGUGCCAGUUCCUACUACCCGUCGGGCGUCCACGGGUCAUGGCCGACUCCGUCAACGUCCUACCAGCUCAGCUCUGGCAACCCCCAAGCCCUCAAUCAGCCGUCACAGUACGCAUCCCGAGCAAGUACCUACGAGCAGCAAUCCCCAAUGUCCUAUUCUCGUACUUCGCAGUCUCCCGCGACUGGGGGUGAGGGUCUGCCUGCGCCGCCCUACGGACAGCACCAAUCCUUCCAGUCGGGCUACUCUACGGGAGGAACGGGCUCUACUCCAGUCAGUUUGCCUUCCCAAGGCCCCCCAACGCCCCAGGCUGGGAUUCUAGGAUCCCAUGCCGCAGUCUCGACGCAGCCACCCACGCCCGGCGCUGUCCCUUCACACGUUGACUCGUAUACGCAGUCCCGGCCACCAGUGACGCCCAGCAGCUACUACUCGACGUCUUCCGCCUCCCAACAGUCCCCCUUUCCCAGCUUCCAACAACACACGUCUCCCAACGCCCACUCCCCGACGACAUCAGGCGGCCCCGGUAGGGGUCUUGCUUCUCUGCAACACCCUUCGGCCAUGGCCCCUCCCAACUCGUACCGCUACGGGUAUCAUGUUCCGUCAAUGGGAGGACCUAUCAUGUCGAACCUCACUUCACCUGGUCACCAAAUGUCGCUUGUUCCGGGGAUGGGCGUUCCCGGCGGGUACGGAGCCCAUCAUCUCGGCACAUCGAUGUACGGCCACGGCCACGGCGGACAGCCGAACCCUCAGACGGAGCGGCCCUUUAAGUGCGACCAGUGCCCUCAAUCCUUCAACCGGAACCAUGACUUGAAGAGACACAAGCGGAUCCACCUCGCUGUGAAGCCCUUUCCUUGCAACUUUUGUGACAAGAGCUUUUCUCGUAAGGACGCUCUGAAGCGACACCGACUUGUUAAAGGCUGCGGUAACAAGGACGGAGACAACCAGAACGACAACGGCCGUCGCUCUCCGCAAGAGCAUUCCGACGAUGGCACGCCGCCGCUAAAGCGGGAUUGA
Colletotrichum higginsianum IMI 349063 is the source of this 1239-nucleotide messenger RNA. Its product is annotated as C2H2 finger domain-containing protein. The coding region runs from base 1 to 1239 and encodes 412 amino acids. Lineage: Eukaryota; Fungi; Ascomycota; Sordariomycetes; Glomerellales; Glomerellaceae. Gene Ontology annotation, molecular function: DNA-binding transcription factor activity, RNA polymerase II-specific; RNA polymerase II transcription regulatory region sequence-specific DNA binding. The transcript is spliced from 4 exons. The record is from RefSeq and is a predicted model, not a curated record. Gene Ontology annotation, cellular component: nucleus. Gene Ontology annotation, biological process: regulation of transcription by RNA polymerase II.